AUGUAUCAAGCGAACCUCUGGAACUUCUCGCAGUGUCCUCACAGCAGCUUGAUGCACAAGGAACAUCUUCCAGCACAUUCGAAAACAAGAAAAAAAAAUACCAACCUGUUCGACGACGACAUCUUCCUGAUUUAUUUCACACCUUCCAGUUCCACACCAAGACACCAACCGACGCAGUGCAGUGAGCGGUUUUAUUGCGACACCUUCCAAGCAGUAGCAGUAAUAAUUUCACCAUCUUACAACGAACAAGAACAACAGAGAGAACCUAUAAUUUCGAAAAGCAGGAGUAGGGGUUUCUUUCUGAUUCGGACCUCCCGAGGACCAAGACCAAGGCGAAAAACAUCAACAGGAGCAUCAGGGGGCAGUACUAGUAGAUCCAGCGAGUUUAUAUCUCGUCCGGAUUUUGCUCUUCAACCGAAUCGGAAAAAAUCGCAACGCCAGCAGUACAAUGGGAAACACGAACAAAGCUAGAUUUCAUCCAAGAUUUUUUGCAGCAGUGCAGCGAGAAUACAACAAGUCCGUGCAGCAGCGAGCUAGUGGGAGAAGGUUCUUUGAUCGUUUUGUGAAAGUAGUAGACUGAGAAGUGCGAAGCCGAAGGCGGGGCAGAUGAUGAUGAAGAGAAUAUUAAUUCGCUGCAAGUUGUUUAAACUUGUUAAAGCUUUGAUCAUUCUGACCUUCCGCUAGUACCCUAACAACGAAACUGUACAUAAAUGGUUGGAUCAAGAAGAACUACUAUCGAGAUGAUGUUGGAGACUACUUUUGGGCACAGAAUCUUCAAAAUCAUACGCAAAACACACCGAUGAACGACCUGGCUUUGCUUUUCCACUCUGGACACACGCACACAAAUAUUUUCGGAUGAAACUUUUGUAUUCACUCGCUGCUUGUUGAAAAUGUAAAAAUCGUCGCAUCAGCACCAGCUGCAU
Amoebophrya sp. A120 is the source of this 923-nucleotide messenger RNA. The record is from the annotation of a GenBank genome assembly. NCBI's taxonomy places the organism in Eukaryota, Dinophyceae, Syndiniales, Amoebophryaceae.